Molecule: messenger RNA, 1586 nt
Organism: Culex pipiens pallens (northern house mosquito)
Lineage: Eukaryota; Metazoa; Arthropoda; Insecta; Diptera; Culicidae
Exons: 4
Coding region: 6-1526 (506 amino acids)
Cellular component (GO): membrane
Molecular function (GO): ligand-gated monoatomic ion channel activity
Source: RefSeq, a predicted model, not a curated record
GGUUCAUGACAUCUUCGAAAAAUCUUGAAAAUGGAUUCGAUUUCUACACCCAAAACUUCACAACUUCGAACUCCACAAAGCUAUACCAAGUGAAUAGUUUCAACUUGGAGAAAUCAUCUUUCACCUCGAACGCCAACUUAUUCCACGACAAGCUCUCAAAUCUGGGUGGAAGACCCAUUCGAACCGGAAUAGUGGACUACGUUCCGUACGUUACGAGUGAAUUCGUCGGUGCGGCCGGGGGGAACGUCGAUGUUGUCAACUCUAGCCAAUCGAGAGAGUUGCUGAUUGACGGAUCGGAAGGCAUUUUGAUGGUCGAGUUUUGCAGGAUGUACAACUGCAAUCUUAAGGUGUGGGCUUAUGGAGCAGAUAACUGGGGAUUCAUUGAUGAUGCCGAGAACGGCGAAGGAAUGCUUUAUUCGCCACUGAUCAAUGAAACUGAAAUUGUUAUUAGCACAGUUUUCUACCAGUGGUUUGCUAAACUUUCAUUUGAAAUAAUUCGGAUAAACAUGUUUCAACAAAAUUACAGGGUUUACAAGUUCUUGGACUACAGCAGUCCAAUUGUUUUUGCAUCCAUCUUGAUCAUGGUUCCAAGGGCAAAACUCUUGCCAACCGUGUUGACACCGCUGUAUCCGUUCGAUCCCUCACUAUGGCUUACGAUAUUCAUAUCAUUAAUAGGGAUGACGGUAGUUCACUAUGGUAUCAGCACACUGAAUCUGUUUGGAUCACCAAAACCUCGGUUUGAAAAGUCAAUCUUUGAUAUGAUCUCCAUUUACUUGGACCAAGCGAUCACACAUAACAAAAGCACCCUAUCGUAUCGAGUACUAAUAGCAUGCGUACUUCUGUCCGGUGUGGUAAUAAGCAAUUCUUACUCAGGAGGACUCGCAAGCGUUCUGACCGUUCCAAGAUAUGGCAAAUCCCUUGAGACCAUCCACGACUUCGCCCAGAGUCCGUACCGCUGGGGAGAUCCGGCAAUCGCUUGGGUUCUUGCGAUUGUUGAUGCGGAAUCAGUCGAUCUGAAAACUGUCGUCAAAAAGUUUGACAACAUCCCCGACGUCGAGCAACUGUACCGGCGCACCCUACCCGGAGACUUUGGCAUCGGAAUCGAGUUCCUAACCUGUCAGAAGAUAAACGUUGGACCGUACAUCCGCGAGGACAACGUGCACCUGUUUGAGCUGCCCAAGGAGAUGCUGUACUACAGCUACACCACGGUUGCAUCCCAACGGGGUUGGCCUAUCAUGGACCGGCUGAGCCACUUCAUUCUGGUGGCCAACCAACACGGACUCGUGCUGCACUGGGAAAAGCGAAAUUUACGCAGAUUUCAAACGACGCGGCUGGAGGUGGCGCUGGAUCCAGCUAAUUCCGGGUGCCAGAAGGACGUCGAGGUUCAGGCGCUGACUGUGGAACAUAUUUUUGGACCUAUGUUUAUCCUGUUUGUCGGAGCUGCCUUCGCGACUGGGACAUUUUUGCUGGAGGUCAUAUGGCAUUCACUUUGGUUGAGUUUUGGAAAGUGGAAGCAGAAUGGUUAAAGUCUUGAUUACUUGUUUAUAGUAGCUGCCUCGGUCUAGUACAAAACAAUUUGUUAGACA